Molecule: messenger RNA, 1266 nt
Organism: Strongyloides ratti
Lineage: Eukaryota; Metazoa; Nematoda; Chromadorea; Rhabditida; Strongyloididae
Product: S-adenosylmethionine synthase
Exons: 3
Coding region: 1-1266 (421 amino acids)
Biological process (GO): S-adenosylmethionine biosynthetic process
Cellular component (GO): cytosol
Molecular function (GO): methionine adenosyltransferase activity; ATP binding
Source: RefSeq, a predicted model, not a curated record
AUGGUUACAGAUGCUAAAAGAUUAAAGAUGUCCAAUGAAACUAAUAAUAAAGCUGGAAAUAAAGAAUACAAAUUUUUGUUCACUUCUGAAUCUGUUUCUGAGGGCCAUCCAGAUAAGAUGUGUGAUUUAAUUUCUGAUGCUGUUUUGGAUGCACAUCUUGCCCAGGAUCCUAAUGCUAAGGUCGCUUGUGAAACUGUUACAAAAACUGGUAUGGUUUUAUUGGCAGGUGAAAUAACUUCUACGGCUAUUGUUGAUUAUCAAACUGUCGUCCGUAAUGUUAUUAAAGAUAUUGGUUUUGAUGAUUCUUCAAAAGGUUUUGAUUAUAAGACAUGUAAUUUACUUGUUGCAUUAGAGCAACAAGCACCAGAAAUUGCUCAGGGUGUUCAUGUUAAUCGUUCUGAAGAAGAUGUUGGUGCCGGUGAUCAAGGAUUAAUGUUUGGGUAUGCAACUGAUGAGACUGAAGAAGCUAUGCCAUUAUCAUUAUUGCUAGCUCAUAAAUUGGUGGCAUAUCUUCAUAAACUUCGAAGAGAAGGUUUAUUACCAUGGGCACGUCCAGAUUCAAAAUCUCAAGUAACUGUUGAGUAUGAAUUUGAAAAUGGUGCAUGUAUUCCUGUUCGUGUUCAUACCAUUGUUUUAUCAUGUCAACAUGAUCCAGAAAUUGAUCUUGAUUUUUUGAGAUCUGAAAUUACCGAAAAAGUAAUUAAACAUGUUAUUCCACCAAAAUUAAUGGAUGACAAUACAAUUUUAUAUCUCAAUCCAUGUGGUAGCUUUGCUAUUGGUGGACCACAAUCUGAUGCAGGAUUAACAGGGAGAAAAAUUAUUGUUGAUACUUAUGGUGGUUGGGGUGCUCAUGGAGGUGGUGCAUUCUCUGGAAAAGAUCCAACUAAGGUUGAUCGUUCUGCAGCAUAUGGUGCCCGUUGGGUAGCUAAAUCUCUUGUUAAAGCUGGUGUUUGCCGUCGUUGCCUUGUUCAAGUUUCUUAUGCUAUAGGAAUUGCUCAUCCUUUAUCUAUUACCGUUAUGGAUUAUGGAACUUCUCCAUUAAAUGAGUCAGAACUUUUAACAAUUGUCAAUGAUAAUUUUGAUCUUAGACCAGGAAUGAUUAUUAAAACACUUGGAUUGAAAAGACCAAUUUACAAAGCAACUGCUGCAAAUGGACAUUUUGGACAUAUCUCAUUCCCAUGGGAAGAAGUUAAAGAACUAACUAUACGUGAUGAAUUUCUCAAAAAACUUAAUGCAGUUAAAAAUUCCAAAACUUCCGAUGCCUAA